This is a messenger RNA of Penicillium subrubescens, 345 nucleotides long. RefSeq lists its product as uncharacterized. The transcript has 2 exons. NCBI's taxonomy places the organism in Eukaryota, Fungi, Ascomycota, Eurotiomycetes, Eurotiales, Aspergillaceae. The coding region runs from base 1 to 345 and encodes 114 amino acids. The record is from RefSeq and is a predicted model, not a curated record.
AUGCCUUCGCUAUCCCGCGGCGUAUUUCUGCUGAACAAUCAAAUCAACUCGAAGAAGAAGCACAAUGCCCCAAAUCAAAUGCAAACGAUUGUCAGUUUCCUUCGUAACGCAAAGUCGUCGGGCCGACCUGCUGGACCCAAAAAAACAAAAGAGGAAACAACACGCACCGGAUGCGGUGACUUCGGGGUUAUUCUCAUGCCCUCCGUCUCCCUUUAUUCACCACAAGGUGAGAAACCCAGUCAUGAGCUAGCAGUAGUAGACGACCUAGAAUCAACCGUGCAACUCUGGAAUUGCGAAAAGAACGUGCUCCACGACGCAGCGAGUCAAGUCAUCGAUGAGUGCUAG